Molecule: messenger RNA, 737 nt
Organism: Capsicum annuum
Lineage: Eukaryota; Viridiplantae; Streptophyta; Magnoliopsida; Solanales; Solanaceae
Product: non-specific lipid-transfer protein 8
Exons: 2
Coding region: 57-425 (122 amino acids)
Biological process (GO): lipid transport
Cellular component (GO): membrane
Molecular function (GO): lipid binding
Source: RefSeq, a predicted model, not a curated record
CUAUACAAAGAGUCUCAACAACAAUUUCAAAACAAUCUAAAAUCUUUUACUUAACCAUGAAUUCGUCAAGCCAAGCAAAAACAAUAGUACCAUUAGUCAUGACAAUAAUUUUUAUGCUGCUAAUUAUUGCACCAGCUUCAGAAAGUGCUAUCACUUGUGGUACUGUGAUUAGCACAAUUAGGCCCUGCUUCAGCUACUUACAAGGUGUUGGUGGGAAACCACCACAAACUUGUUGUGCUGGUUGUAAGUCUCUUGCGUCAGCUACAUCAAGUGCAGCAGAUAGGCAGGCUGCAUGCACAUGUCUAAAGAAUGCAUCUCAAAAUGUCAAAAUUAAUGCUCAACUAGCACAAAGUCUUCCUAAGAAUUGUGGAAUCAGCUUAUCCUUCCCUAUUUCAAACACUGUUGAUUGCACCAAGAUCAAUUGAAGUGUUUUAAGGAUGCUAUAUAUAUGGAAAAUAUUUAUUUGGCUUGAGGAAGGCUAUACAGCAAAUAAUUUGUUGCAAUGCAUGUUAUAAGUGUGACAGAGUGUCUUUUUCUGAUUUAUUUUUGAAUAUAUCUAUAUGUACUUAUGUUCAAAGUUCCUGCACGGUUGUACUUCUGUUCUGCAUGUAAUAAAUUGUGUUUUCUCUGAGGAGAAAAUCCAAUAACUUAUCUUACAAUAUACUCUCUACUAAGUAAACGAGCUGAGCAUACGUUGUAUUAAAUAUUAAUCCAAUAUGUUAUGAGAAUUUAUUAAA